Molecule: messenger RNA, 3333 nt
Organism: Fukomys damarensis (Damara mole-rat)
Lineage: Eukaryota; Metazoa; Chordata; Mammalia; Rodentia; Bathyergidae
Gene: Spice1
Product: spindle and centriole associated protein 1
Exons: 19
Coding region: 528-3110 (860 amino acids)
Biological process (GO): regulation of centriole replication; metaphase chromosome alignment; mitotic spindle assembly
Cellular component (GO): centriole; spindle; centrosome
Source: RefSeq, a predicted model, not a curated record
GACUGCGUUAACCUGUGGCGGGCUUCCCGGUUCUGGACAGGAGAUUUUAGUCCCAGUGGAGGCAGCAGCCGGAAAUCUGCAAAGCAGGUUAAAAUACGCAGCAGAGGUCUGCAGCCCCGGGGCUCGCAGAGGUAUAGAGACCAGGGUUACUUUCAGCGCGAGGAGAAGGGAGAUAGCCAGGUCAGGAAUCCUUCCUAGUAAAGGCCUCAGGGCGGCCGUGUGUUUCCAGAGAAGGUGUGCACAUCAGGGUAUUUGUCUAGCGCGCUCUUUGCCGGAGCACCUUAUCGUGCACUUGUACGCCGCUCGCUGUUGCUUUUGCACGGAGCCAGAAUCUGGAGUGCUGGAUUCUCCCCUUUAAAGCAUUCAGUCUUCAGCAGGAGACAAUCCACCCAGCGCACUUUGGGAUAGGGUUGAUCAUUUAAAUGAACGUCAGGAAGGCCUUAAGAAGGAGGCCUCUGAAUGAGUUGUGAAGAGCUGUGGAUUAAAGCCGUAGAAAAGGAUUGAACUCAGGACCCUGUUCUUGCAAGAUGUCUUUGGUCAGAGUGAACCGUUACUCUCCUCGAGGAGGUGCAAAAAAAGCACUGAAAGUGAAGAAGAAGAAAACUACAGUGAAGCAAGAAUGGGAUAAUACUGUGAAUGAUCUGACAGUUCAUCGGGCAACUCCUGAGGAUCUGAUACAUCGUCAUGAAAUACACAAAUCAAAGAAUAGAGCAUUAGUACACUGGGAACUCCAAGAAAAAGCUCUGAGAAGAAAAUGCAGGAAACAGAAACCAGAAACUUGGAAUCUAGAGAAAACUAGAUUGUCUAUCAUGAAGGAGAUUCUUUCUGAUCAGUACCAGAUGCAGGAUGUGUUGGAGAAAUCUGAUCAUUUGAUGGCUGCAGCAAAAAAGCUCUUUGUUGAUGCUCCUUUCAGGCGCACAGGGUUUCCAAAUGUAACAAUGGCUCCUGCUUCCUCUCAGGGUCCCAUCACGGUGAACCAAGACCCGAUUGCCCAGUCCAUCCUUACUGAGUCUGUCCUGGAGCCUCAGGCCCUUAAUGAAGUAGAUGAUGAAGUAGAAGGAACAGUUAACAGCCAGUCUGAAGAAAGUGAGAAUGAGAUGGAUAACUCUCUAAACCCUCAGGCUAGCAUGAACAUGGACAGGUUUCUCCACCAACUGAAAGAAGAUAAUUCUGAGUUAAUUAAUAAACUGUGGACCGAUAUUCAGCAGAAGAUAGCAAUGCAGUCACAAAUAACAGUCCCUCCUGCAACUCUGUCUUCUGCUCUUUCAUCAGAGGAACAAAGAGCUGCUCUGAAUGCUACUGAUGCUGUCAAGAGAAUCGAAAGCAGACCUCAAUCUGAAGAAUCCCCUGGGACUCUAGACUCAAGCUAUAUUGUGGGACAAGUGCUGAACUCAAGGAAGCAAAAACAGCUGUUAAGUAAAGUGAAAAGAAGACCAGAUUUGUGUGUUCCUUCCAAGCAGAAGAAAAACAUGCUGUCAGCGAGCACAGCCUCUGCAGACUUGCAAGGUGGCACUAACUCCAGCCUGGAUGUCCUCAAACACAUGAUCCACGAGGUGGAGCAGCAGAUGGAAGACUAUGAGCGGUGCACGGGCCGUGAGGUCACGGGACUGCAGGGCGGCCAGGGUCUCACAGGCUUCACGUUGUCCCUGGUCAGCUCCCUCUGUCGCCUAGUUCGGUACCUUAAAGAGAGUGAAGUUCAACUACGUAAAGAAGUAGAGACAAGGCAACAACUGGAACAAGUAUUAGGCGAUCAUCGAGAGCUCAUUGAUGCUCUGACAGCUGAAAUUCUUCUUCUUAGAGAAGAAAAUAGUACCAUACAGGCUAGACUGCAGCGGUACAUGGCCACAACAGACGAGCAACUUAUAUCACUCACACAUGCCAUUAAGAAUUGUCCUGUGAUAAAUAACUCUACACAGGAAGCUCAGGCUUCAGAAAGGGGAGCCACAGACGGAAGAGUUGGGGACAGUCCAGAGGCCGCUGCUGUAAGCACUAAUGUGUCCGUGCCGUUGAUGUUCAGAGGGGAAGAAGUGGUUGAUUUCCUGCAGGAAGAGUUGCCUGUUAAACUGUCUCAGAUGCCGAACCCGGCUGACAGUACGCAGCUGGCCAGUGGUUUUCCUGCACGUGUCUUUGAGCCAGCUGUGUUGUUAACACCACCCAGGCAGAAGAGCAACUCAGAAUUCUCUCCUCUGCAGGAUGUGCUGAGGAGGACCGUUCAAACUCGCCCUGCUCCACAGACUCUUCCCACUGUGGAAAUAAUUGAGAAGGAACAAAACUGGGAAAAGAAGACCGUACCUACUGAUACAGAUAUUCAGAAUUCAAGUGAAGAGAAUCGACUCUUCACUCAAAGGUGGAGAGUCUCUCACAUGGGAGAAGACACAGAGCACAAAAUCCAGGCACCUUUGGUUAACCUCUCACAGCCCCUCUAUAGUUCCCAUCCCAGUGUUCAACAGUCGAGAAAUCCUGCAUUCUCAGAAGAGCUCCCAGUACUGGGAGAUGGGCAGCAGCUUAGAACAAGAGAGAUACCGAUACAAAGAAAGGACAUAAUGGCACGAAUUGCUGAGCUGACACUGCAGAAUUCAGCCAUCAAGGCACAUCUGAGUAAUAUUAACGGAUCAGGAGGCGAGCGAGGGGAUGGACUGCGAGAGUUGAACAAACAGGAGAGCGCUGGUGACAGGACUGCUACUUUUCCAGUCACACAGUCUGUAGUACCAAGCACCAUGGAGGAACGGCUUGCAGAGUUGAAUCGACAGAGUAUGGAGGCUCGUGGAAAACUACUACAGUUGCUAGAGCAACAGAAACUUAUUGGCUUGAAUCUCCCCGCUCCACCAGUGUCGCCUAUUCAGUCGCCUCUCAGAGCAUGGACUGAAGGAGAAAAGAGGACCAUUGAUAUAUGUAUUCCAGGAGCAGAAGUCCCAGAGAGCCCCAAAGGCAAUGAUACUGUCUCUCCUGUCAGUGGGGCAAAUACAAGAAGAUCUUCAGGGGCUACUAGUAAUUCUUGUUCUCCUUUAAAUGCCACCUCAGGAAGUGGACAACUCACACCUGUUAAUCUAAGAACAAAGAUUGAAAAACAAAAUGAAGGCUGGUUUGCUCUUUCUACCCACAUGUCAUAAGUGAAGUUGAAGUCACCUUUUAUAGAGUUUGUUCUCGAUAUUUUAUUGUUGACUUUCCACUCGCUUUUUCCUACACCUUCACAGAUUUUACUCCUUCAGAUAAAACCUACAAAGAUCCUAUGAAUUAAUACUAAUGGGACAGAGAAAAAAAGUUAUUUUAUUUUUAUUUUUUUAUUUUCAAAUAGGUUUUCAACAACCAAUCACCCUUAUAAUUCUCUGUGAA